CCAGCAGCAGAUAAACGACGAUAUCACAGCAACAGCCGUCAUGUUAAUGCAAGUCAUCCUAUCCUGGGCCCUCUACAGGACAAACCCCAGUGAGCCUAGCAAGGCGGAGCUGAAGAAACUUAGGAAGUCAGUCGUUCAGCUGAUUCAGCAGUGUGAUGAGCUGAUUCAGUUCGGUGUGGCUGGAGUGCAGAAGGAGGCUUUUAUCACGGUGUGUGAUAUGCUGAUUAUAUUUGCUCCACAACUCAAACAAAACCCUAACUACAGUUCUCUGAUUGUAGUACCCGAUAAAUCAGUUCAAAUCAGGUUGAGGGAUUACGUCAUGACAACUGUAUUCGCUGAAGAAGAACCCCCUCAGUUCCAGGACGACGAGGAUGAAGAAGCUAAGACAGAAGUAUUGAUCGAAAAACGUCGUGUAUUAGCCUCCUUCGGAAAACUCAUCGCCUUCAACAUCAUAGAAAUGAGACUUGCAGCCCCCAUCUUUGCUCAAUACGUAAAAUCAUACCAGGACUACGGAGAUAUUGUAAAACAGAUGAUGUCCAAGGCUCGAGAGCUGAACCGAACCAAAUGUAUGAGGACACAGCUGCUGAGUUUGGAGCAGUUGUUCGAGGAGUUGAGAGAUCAGAACGAAGGCAGGAUAGACAGAUCAUCAGAGGAAUGGACCAAGAUCAAGGAUCUGGCUCAUAGGUUCGCCCUUAUGGCUGGUGUGGAUAACUAUAAGUCAAGACAGGCAGUGGUCACGUUCCAUAGAGAGGGCAUUAUUUACUGUCUGUUGCGUAAUGGUCCACCAGAUGGCAGUCCUCCGUCCAACAUUGUCUUCUUCGAUAUCCUAGCUGAAACAACCUUCAAACUAAUGGAUAUCGACAAGAAGGGACCUAAAGGAUUGCUGGCAUUCUUGGAGGAGCAGCUUAUGAAGGAGGGAGAAAUUCCAGAGGAUGAGAUAGAAUGGGGACCGCUCCGAACAUACCGUACAGCACUUGUCGGUAGUAUGUCAGAACCGUACAUGUACUACGGAACUGGAAAACGCAAGAUGAUGGGCAGUCCUAUGAGAGUGAUGGAGGUGAAGAGACCGAGGGAGGACUAUGUUAUUGACAAUUGGCAAUCAGCCAGUGGAUCUGGAAACUAUGUUCAAUAGUUAACAUUUAGACAUUCUGUAAAUUUCGAGUGAUAGAGUACUGUUGAUCGAGAGUACUUUGUUCAGAGUUGUUUCCAUAAAACGUUACGAAAUGUGAGAAAGAAAAGAAUUUUCCAUGCGGUCAGAUAUCUAGCACUUCCUGGAAUUGCACUAAUGUAAUUAUAUCUGUAACGUACAGUGGCUAAGUUAGGAUUUGUGCAAUAUGAAAUGCUGUUCAUUUGAAAGGAGAACAAUUGGGAUUGUUUGAACAUAACACUUAAUUGUAACCAGUGAAAUUUGGCGGUUAAGAUAGCUGAAAAUAACACCCUCUCCUUAUUUUCUAUAAGUAUUUCAUUGGCUGGCCAUAUUAUCAAGUAGCAAAACAGGUAAUAGUGGAACUGUGCAGUAAGACCAGUAUUGGUUUCACUGGCGGAUUUGAAUAUCAGAUUUUGGAAAUAUUGGUAACAGUAAAUUUUCACGUUUUAUUACGACACCUGCUUUAGUGCUAUACAUUAUUACUAAACCUUAUUUAUGGCAGUAUUUUUAUUGAAUUUUAUUAAUUUAAGUUAAUGAAACUGUAUUAUUUGAAUAGAAGUUAAAUUUAGCUUACAAAUAUGACUU
Bolinopsis microptera is the source of this 1732-nucleotide messenger RNA. RefSeq names its product cohesin subunit SA-1-like. Gene Ontology annotation, molecular function: chromatin binding. The transcript is spliced from 4 exons. Gene Ontology annotation, cellular component: chromatin; cohesin complex; nucleus. The coding region runs from base 41 to 1132 and encodes 363 amino acids. Lineage: Eukaryota; Metazoa; Ctenophora; Tentaculata; Lobata; Bolinopsidae. The record is from RefSeq and is a predicted model, not a curated record. Gene Ontology annotation, biological process: sister chromatid cohesion.